CCUUUGUGAUUUAGAAAGGAUUUUUCCGCCAUCAUUCUUUGAUGUCAUGGUUCAUCUUUCGGUUCAUCUUGCUUCAGAGGCCAAAUUAGGAGGGACAGUUCAUUACCGUUGGAUGUAUCCAAUCGAGAGGUAUUUAUCUACAUUAAAAUCUUACGUCAAAAAUAGGAGUAAACCCGAGGGUUCCAUUGCAGAAGGAUAUUUAGCUGAAGAAUGUUUGUCAUUUUGUUCAUUGUACUUAUCAAGUGAUGUCGAGACCAUACAUAAUAAGACAAGUCAGAAUUAUGAUGACGGUGGUUUCGAGGAUAUUUUACCUAUCUUUUCUAUGUCAGGUCGGCCGAUUGGUGCUACAGUGGUAGAGAUACUUGACCUUGACAUUUUGGCUAAAGCACAUUCAUAUGUGUUAUUCAAUUGUAGUGAAGUUGAUGAAUUUCGAACAGAACAUCUGACGAAUGUUCGUCAUGAAAAUCGGAAAUUACGUGAGCGUGAGAUUCAGCGUUUACAUAGCGAGACUUUUGAGUCGUGGUUUCAAGAUCAUGUACGGAAUAGCAUAGAUGUUGAGGAGCUGCAUACCAGAGGGGAUCAUAGAAUCACGGAAGAUCUAAGAAACUUGGCAAGUGGCCCAGCUGAGUUUGUGAAAAAAUAUAAGGGAUUUAUCAUAAAUGGUUUCCGAUUUCACACAAAAGAUCUGGAACAGAAUAGGAAAACACAAAAUAGUGGAGUUAUGCUUGAGGCCAUGACAAAUAGCUUUUCAAGUGCUAAAGAUAACAAUCCUAUCGUGGGAGAUGUAACAUACUAUGGGGUUUUGAAUGAUAUCAUUGAGUUGGAAUAUGUUGUUGACAGGAAAGUAGUUUUGUUCCAUUGUGAUUGGAUCUCGAAUGGUUCAAGGAAAAAGCAAGAUGAGAAUGGGUUUACUCUACUUAAUUUUGAAGGUUUGAACCCUCAUAACGACCCUUUUAUACUAGCUUGUCAAGCACAACAAGUAUUUUAUGUUGCAGAUCGUGUUGACAAAGGAUGGAAAGUUGUGAUCAAGACAACACCUAGAGAUUCUUAUGACAUGAAUGAACAAACAUGUCUUGAGAAUGUGGAAACACAUUUGCAGAGUGACACAUCUACGGGUCCUCAACUUGAUGAUAAUAUGAAUAUUGAAUUGGUUAGAAGGGGUUUAAAUGGGACCGUUGUUGACAAAAAUACCUUAGUUUUUGACGGAGAUGAAGAUCUGUUUGAAGCUGCUUCAUGA
Molecule: messenger RNA, 1237 nt
Organism: Helianthus annuus (common sunflower)
Lineage: Eukaryota; Viridiplantae; Streptophyta; Magnoliopsida; Asterales; Asteraceae
Exons: 4
Coding region: 47-1237 (396 amino acids)
Source: RefSeq, a predicted model, not a curated record